Messenger RNA from Eimeria mitis, 435 nucleotides. RefSeq lists its product as uncharacterized. The coding region runs from base 1 to 435 and encodes 144 amino acids. The transcript is spliced from 2 exons. The record is from RefSeq and is a predicted model, not a curated record. Gene Ontology annotation, molecular function: ice binding. NCBI's taxonomy places the organism in Eukaryota, Apicomplexa, Conoidasida, Eucoccidiorida, Eimeriidae.
AUGAGGCAGCAGGAGCAACAGCAGCAGCAGCAGGAGGAGCAACAGCAGCAGCAACAGCAGCAGCAGCAGCAACAGCAACAGCAGCAGCAACAGCAGCAUCACGCCAGCAACAGCAACAGCAGCAGCAUCAGCAGCAGCAACAGCAACAGAAACAUCACGCCAGCAGCAGCAGCACCAGCAGCAACAGCAGCAACAGCACCAGCAGCAGCAACAGCACAAGCAGCAGCAGCAGCAACAGCAGCAACAGUACCAGCAGCAGCAACAGCACAAGCAGCAACAGCAGUAGCAGCAGCAACAGCACAAGCAGCAACAGCAGUAGCAGCAGCAGCAGCACCAGCAGCAGCAACAGCAGCACCAGCAGCAGCAACAGCAGCACCAGCAGCAGCAGCAGCAGCAGCAGCAGCAGCAGCAGCAGCAGCAGCAGCAGCAGGUUGA